Molecule: messenger RNA, 1149 nt
Organism: Rattus rattus (black rat)
Lineage: Eukaryota; Metazoa; Chordata; Mammalia; Rodentia; Muridae
Gene: Esx1
Product: ESX homeobox 1
Exons: 6
Coding region: 1-1149 (382 amino acids)
Biological process (GO): regulation of transcription by RNA polymerase II
Molecular function (GO): DNA-binding transcription factor activity, RNA polymerase II-specific; RNA polymerase II transcription regulatory region sequence-specific DNA binding
Source: RefSeq, a predicted model, not a curated record
AUGGAAUCUCACAAAAAGUGCCGCUGCUGCUACUGCACUGACUUGAAGACCUUUGCAGGAGCAGUGAAGGAGGAAACACUUGAGGAUCCACAGCCUAGCUUGAGCUCGACGCUUUUGGAGGGAGCAAACUACCAGGGAAACGAGGAACUUGAAACAACUUACUACUCCAACUUUGGAGACAGCCAGAAGGAGGAAGAAGAGGAGAUGGAGACCUCUCUGUUCAACUCCAUGUUUCUAGAAGAAACAAACUACCAGGAACCCAAGGAACAAGAACCCGCGAGCGAAGAAGCAACAGCAUCUGUUGCAGAAGCACCACGAGCCAGGAAGGGGAAUGAAAAUCUUGGACGUGGCAUCCUGGAGUCCAACGCUCAGCUGGGGGAGGCGGAUGCCGCCCCCAUGCCACAGUCCCUGAUGCGGCCUCUAAUGCAACCUGUUGCACGGUCUUCGCUGCAAUCCCUGCCGCCAAAUCCGCUGCAGCAGCCCCAGGGGCCCGAGCAGCAGCCCCAGGGGCAGCCGGAGCAGCAGCCCCAGGGGCAGCCCCAGCAGCAGCCGAAGCCCCGCCGCUACCGCAUUUCCUUCACGCAGAUCCAACUGCAGGAAUUGGAAGCCUAUUUCCAGCGCGUUCAGUACCCGGACCUGUUUGCUCGAAUGGAGCUUGCCAGACGCCUGGGCUUGCCUGAAUCCAGAGUUCAGGUUUGGUUUCAGAACAGAAGGGCCAAGUGGAGACGACUUCGGCGGGCACAAGCAUAUAGAAACAUGGUUCCAGUGGCUAUGGGUCCCCCUGUGGGUGUAUUCGUUGAUGAUCGUUAUGGUCCCAUCCCUGUUGUGGAGGUUAUUUGGAAAUGCUACCCUAUGGUGCCGCGUCCCAUGCACCCUCAAAUGAUGCCUCUUCCACCCAGGGGCCCUCCAAUAUUCAGAAUGCCUCUACCAUUUAGGCCACCCCCUCCACCUCCGUUUCCAUGGCCACCUGUACCACCUGAGAUCCACAUGCCCAAUGCAGCGAUGGGAUAUAACCCCAACCCCAAUCCCAACCCCAAUCCCAACCCCAACCCCAACCCCAACCCCAAUCCCAACCCCAACCCCAACCCCAACCCCAACCCCAACCCCAACCCCAACGGAAAUGUCAAUUCUGCGGGUCCUAGAUACUGA